Messenger RNA from Armigeres subalbatus, 468 nucleotides. RefSeq names its product cuticle protein 19-like. Bases 59 to 418 code for a protein of 119 amino acids. The transcript has 2 exons. Gene Ontology annotation, cellular component: extracellular matrix. The record is from RefSeq and is a predicted model, not a curated record. Lineage: Eukaryota; Metazoa; Arthropoda; Insecta; Diptera; Culicidae.
GAGCAGUAUCAGUUAGCACUCAACUUUCAAAGAAAACAGAUACUUUAACAAACUCAUAAUGUUCAUUAAGACGUCCUUUGUGGUUCUUGCUUUGGUCGGAGCCAUCGCUGCCCAGCACUACUACCAACAACACGAGGAAGAACACAACGCCCCUGCACAUUACGAGUUCCACUACGACAUCCAUGAUGACCACACCGGGGAUGUGCACGGGCGCAAGGAAUCUCGAAACGAACACCAGACCCAGGGUGAAUACUAUCUGAUCGAUGCCGAUGGUCACAAGCGCACUGUCACUUACCAUGUUGAUGGUAAGAGUGGAUUCAUCGCCCAGGUGCACCGUGAGCCAAUCAAGGGACACCAGGCCCCUCAGCCAGUGCAUAAAGUCGUUGCUGUUCCAGUGCAGCAGGGAUACUAUCAUUAAACACUGUUAAAUUGCUGUGAAGUUAUAUUAUUUAAGUAGUUGAAAUGCGA